CCGAACUAGAAAAUUUAACCACCACCAGCUGACGGCACACAAGCGGAGAGCAUCCCUUUGCUCCGCUCGAUCGGGUAAUUCGCGGCUCUUCUAGCACAGCUGCGGUUAGCGGUCGGGUGCCUCCGCGACUACUCCGCGUCUAUGUUGAUGUCGAUGUAACCUCUCAUCGGCACAGAGGCAUCCUGCUCGGAACAUUGACAAACAGUUGGAGCAGAUUUUGACGCUGGGGUUGAAUCCGGGGGCCCGCAUCUCCACACAGAUGCUAGUAUGCGAGUCAGACGAGGGAUCGUCAAACUUAGUCAAGAUGCAUGGACCGCAGAUGUCGUGCGAGCAGUGCAUAUAUGAAGGUGGCGAUCCCUUGUUUGAAAGCUCAUCUGUCUGUACGAUCGUUGUUAUAGGCUUUCUCAAGAGACCUUUGGCAUCAUGGACGCUGUUCGUAGCGCCUCGGUUACUUCUGCUCGGGUUCGCACCGACGCUGCUUUCAAGAACCGCUGGCAGACUCUCUUCAGCAACCCCAAGAUUCUGAUCAUUGCCUUUUUCGCCUCCUUCGGUGGUUUCGAAUAUGGCUACCAGCAGGGUGUCUUGGGCCAGUCGCUGGUCAUGACCCGCUUCAAGGACAACUUCCCUUCCGUCGUCCAGUCAGCCUCUGCCACCGGCUGGCUCACAUCGAUCUUGCAGCUCGGAGGUAUUCUCGGUUCCCUCUCAGCAGGUGUGUUUGGCGAGGUUUUUUCUCGCAAGUACACCAUGUUCAGUGCCUGCUGCUGGGUCGUGCUUGGAUCCUAUCUCUACAUCGGAGCCUCCCACCACAACCCUGCAAUGCUGUACGCUGGCCGCUUCUUUACCGGCAUUGGUGUCGGCACCUUCUCUGGUGUCGGCCCUCUCUACAACGCUGAGAUUGCACCCCCUGAGAUCCGUGGUCUGAUCGUCUCAUUCUAUCAAUUCGCUACCAUUCUCGGCAUCAUGCUUUCGUUUUGGAUCGGCUACGGCUCGAACUACAUCGGCGGCAUCGGCGAAGGCCAGAGCAAUAUGGCAUGGAUGCUUCCCUCCAUUAUCCAGGGCAUUCCCGCGGCCAUCUUGGCCAUCGGUAUCUGGUGGCUGCCAUUCUCCCCUCGCUGGCUCAUCAAGAAGGGCCGCGACGAGGAGGGCCUCAAGACACUUUCGUACCUCCGCAAGCUCCCUCAGAACCACGAGCUAGUCCAGGUCGAAUUCCUCGAGAUUAAGGCUGAAUGUCUCUUCGAGCGCCGUUCCUUCCAGAAGAACUUCCCCAACCUCGCUGCCAAGGAAGAAGGAAGUGUAUGGGCCCGCGAGUUCGCGCAGUACUACCAGAUCUUCCGCACCUGUGAUAACUUCAAGCGUGUCUCCACCGCCUGGCUUGUCAUGUUCUUCCAGCAGUGGAGCGGUAUUGAUGCCAUCAUCUACUACGCUUCCAACGUCUUCGAAUCCGUUGGCCUUACCGGAGGCACACAGGCCCUGCUCGCCACCGGCGUUACCGGCGUGGUCUUCUUCGUCAGCACUCUCCCUGCCAUGGCCAUCAUCGACAAGGUCGGCCGCAAGCCCAUGUUGCAAGUCGGCUCCGCAGUGAUGUUGGUAUCCAUGGUGCUCGCCGGCAUCCUGGUCGCCAAAUUCCAGCACGACUGGGUCACUCACAGCAACGUUGGCUGGACUGUAGUUGCCUUCAUCUGGGUCUACAUUGCCGCUUUUGGCGCCACAUGGGGACCUUGCUCCUGGACACUGGUUAGCGAAAUUUUUCCGCUGUCUAUUCGCUCCAAGGGAGCUUCGAUCGGUGCCUCGAGUAACUGGCUUAACAACUUCGCGGUUGCGUUCUUCGUUCCACCUAUGCUCAAGGCUUGGACCUGGGGCACGUACAUCUUCUUCGCUGUCUUCCUUGCCGCUGGCAUGGUUUGGGUGCACUUCUGUCUACCAGAGACCAAGGGCGCGACUCUUGAGGAUAUGGACAAGGUCUUUGGUAGCCGCACGGGUCAGGAAGAUGCGGUUAUGCUGGCAGAGGCAAGGAGGGAGAUUGGGUUGAGCAUGAACCUUGAAACAGAGGCAAUCAAGGCAGCGAUGCAUGGAGACACAACGCACAGUGAGAAGGGCGCUACUCGUGUGGAGGAAGUGUAGACAUAUGUGAGAGGACGACAACUUGAAUUAGUACGAAGGAGCCCCAAUCAAAACUACUUUGACAUUUCUCGCUGA
Boeremia exigua is the source of this 2196-nucleotide messenger RNA. RefSeq names its product general substrate transporter. Gene Ontology annotation, biological process: carbohydrate transport; transmembrane transport. The transcript has 3 exons. NCBI's taxonomy places the organism in Eukaryota, Fungi, Ascomycota, Dothideomycetes, Pleosporales, Didymellaceae. The record is from RefSeq and is a predicted model, not a curated record. Gene Ontology annotation, cellular component: membrane. Bases 424 to 2121 code for a protein of 565 amino acids. Gene Ontology annotation, molecular function: carbohydrate:proton symporter activity.